Penicillium argentinense is the source of this 939-nucleotide messenger RNA. RefSeq lists its product as uncharacterized. The transcript has 5 exons. Lineage: Eukaryota; Fungi; Ascomycota; Eurotiomycetes; Eurotiales; Aspergillaceae. The record is from RefSeq and is a predicted model, not a curated record. Bases 1 to 939 code for a protein of 312 amino acids.
AUGCCUGCUAAACAGCCAGUCGCCCUGAUCAUGGGCGCAUCCCGCGGAAUUGGCCGCCAAGUCGCCAUCGACCUAUCCCGAAACGGCUACGCAGUAAUGCUAGCAGCAAAAACAACAUCCGACGCAAGCAAAACAGUCCCGUUCCCACCAGACCCCAACUCCCCCUCCUCAACAAUCAACACAGUAGAGCGGGAAAUAACUGAAGCCGGCGGAAAAGCGCAUACCAUCGCCGUCGACGUCCGCGACGCUUCGCAAAUUCAGAACACGGUCGAUGAGACAGUCCGCGUAUUCGGCAAACUGGAUGUGCUGGUCUACAACUCCGGCGCGAUCUGGUGGUCUUCUGUGGAGAAUACGCCCCUCAAGCGAUUCAGAUUGAUGCAGCAAAUUAACCCGGAGGGCCUUUAUGCUACGAUCCAGGCUGCUUUGCCUUAUUUUGGAAGGAAUGGUUGGAAAGGAAGGAUUGUUGUUGUUUCGCCACCGAUUUAUUCGAGGUUUUUUAGGGGGAAGACGGCUUAUGCUAUGGGCAAGGUCGGAAUGAGCGUUCUCGUCAAAGGUCUUGCUAUGGACUUUAUCCGCCAAGAGCGCAAGGAUAUGGCUAUUACAAGUAUCUGGCCUGCAUCGUCAAUCGAGUCAGCCGCAACGGAACACAACAAAACAUUCGACAAGUCGUACAAGAAAGACCUCAGAAAACCAACAAUUUUCUCCGACGCAAUCCUCGAAAUGCUCCGUGCCCCGGCACCAACUGUCAACGGCCUCCUCGACACGGACGAAGACUUCCUCCGCGAAAAAUGCGGUGUGACGGAUUUCUCCAAAUACGCCGUUAUUCCGGGAUCGACACCGAGGCGGAUUAUGCCGGUUGAGUUUCCAGUGUUGGAGGUUGCGGAGCAAGAUGACGAGGGGCAGAGGAUGGAUAGUUCGAAGAUGAGGGCUAAGAUUUGA